UAGUGUUAAUUUCGUAACCAAACGUCUCCCAUCGUCUUGUGGCGAUUAUGAAAGUCACUGAUAGAAGACGACGGAGCUGGAAACUGAUGAGUGGUAGUCCAACGCCUCGCGUCAUCAUCUGAUGAAAUGCAUCAACUCAAAAUCAAAGCCAUGCUCGCCGCACCACUAAGGUUCUCAAAACUCCCACUUCCCAUCUUCAAAGCUAAGUCCUACACAUCUUCUUCUUCUUCUUCUUCCUUCAACCAUCCACAAUGGUCUGGUCUUCAAACAUGGAGAGUCAAUCCUCUCAACGAGGAUCGUUUUUGGGGACCCACCGGUCCCCAACCCCCGACAUCGUCACCUUCCUCCUCGGCUGAAGUCGAUGAGGGUUCCGUAGCGUCCGCUUCUUCUCUGGCGGAAUUGGGCACUCUGGUUCUCUCCACCGGUGAUCCUCUUGCCAAAUCGAAGCUUUCUCAUCUCGCUUACUCCAGGUGGCGCCGACACAAUCUUCCUAUUGGGGUUUCUGUGCCGCCUGAUCGACCCGCUCGCCCUACCAAACCCCAAUUGGUGUCCCCAAAAGAAAUUCCGUCUCCCAAAAACUCUGGCUUGCCGCUUAAUGCUUAUAUGCUACAUAAUCUUGCUCAUGUGGAGUUAAAUGCUAUUGAUUUGGCAUGGGAUACUGUUGUCCGGUUUUCAUCAUAUAGUGAUCUUCUUGGAGAAGGUUUCUUUGCUGAUUUUGCUCAUGUUGCUGAUGAUGAGAGUCGUCAUUUUGCUUGGUGUUCACAAAGACUGGCUGAGCUUGGUUUUGGCUAUGGAGACAUGCCGGCUCAUAAUCUGCUUUGGAGGGAGUGUGAGAAGUCAUCCGAUAAAGUUGCUGCCCGUUUGGCAGUUAUACCAUUAGUCCAGGAGGCUAGAGGACUAGAUGCUGGGCCAAGGCUUGUGCAAAGAUUGGUUGGCUUUGGAGAUUGUAGGACAUCCAACAUUGUGGCUAGGAUUGCUGAUGAAGAAGUUGCACAUGUGGCAGUUGGUGUCCACUGGUUUGUUUCAGUCUGCCAGAAAAUGGGUCACACCCCUUGCUCGACUUUUAAAGACUUGUUAAGAGAGUACAAUGUGGAGCUCAAAGGACCCUUCAAUUAUUCAGCUAGAGAUGAAGCAGGAAUUCCGCGAGACUGGUAUGACGCAUCAUCUACCAAUAAACAGGAUAACGGGCAGCUUUCUGAGGUUUAUGAACGACUUGCUUGCAUAAUCUCUAUGGAAAAAGAAAACUCAAGUAUGAAUAGUCCCCCUGGAUGAUCAUUGUUCUGCAGAAUCAGCUCAAAUUGGAUAACAUGUUCUUUUUGCUGUGAGCAAAUGGGUGUGAAACAGAAUCCCCUGUUUGGUUGCAUUUUCAUCUCCACUAAGGGGAGUUAUUUGGAUUUAUGAUAUGACAGGCUACACAGUAAAGCCAAUUUGAUGCAAUCCUAAUUCUUGCUGAAUUGGGUGAGAGGCUACAGAUAAUUGAAAGUCUGGUUUUGAAGUGGUCUGUGCAGCUUUGAUAGAAUUCAUUGUUUUGAAGUGGUCUUUCCCUUGUGAUGAGGGUCUAUGACAUAAACCUUGCUCACCCAGUCAUGGAGUUGAAGUUUCUCAAGCUCAAAAAUGAUACAGAGCGUGAUAAUUGAGAAAAGAAGACAAGUUCAAAUGAAAGUAACAACAUAAUAUUUGUGUAAAUAUCAAUCAACCUCACUUCAUCCAAACUAACAGAUGGAGGAUUUAAUGAUAAAAAUUACUUAUGUUAUAAGAAUGAGUAGAUUUCUUUGGUCUAAUAUCUGAGCAAACAAUCGUUGUCCUUGUUCAUGUUCUCUAAACAGUGUAUUAGUGACCAUUUUUCUUGUUUAAAGGAUUGAGAUUUUUAUUCUUACCACAUUACCCUUGAUUAUCUGACCUACUGUAAGGUCGGGUAACAAAGACGUGAUUCUAAGUCGUAACGUUAUUUUUUUAAUGACGAUUAUUGUUUUGUUUUA
Cornus florida is the source of this 1979-nucleotide messenger RNA. RefSeq lists its product as uncharacterized. The record is from RefSeq and is a predicted model, not a curated record. The coding region runs from base 127 to 1272 and encodes 381 amino acids. Lineage: Eukaryota; Viridiplantae; Streptophyta; Magnoliopsida; Cornales; Cornaceae. The transcript is spliced from 7 exons.